GACACUAUGACGUCGAAGUUGGAUCAGCUAAAGGAGGAAACAGAGAUGAGGAUCAAUGACUUAACCGCGCGGAAUUCUGCAUCACAGAAGGAGAUGGAGAACUUGAAAAGAGUACUUUACGCCAAGUUUGGGGAUCGUAUAAACUUAGAGUCUGAAAAAGAUUCGUAG
Messenger RNA from Cylicostephanus goldi, 168 nucleotides. The record is from the annotation of a GenBank genome assembly. Lineage: Eukaryota; Metazoa; Nematoda; Chromadorea; Rhabditida; Strongylidae.